Entrophospora sp. SA101 is the source of this 315-nucleotide messenger RNA. NCBI's taxonomy places the organism in Eukaryota, Fungi, Glomeromycota, Glomeromycetes, Entrophosporales, Entrophosporaceae. The record is from the annotation of a GenBank genome assembly.
AUGAAAUAUGAAAUUAAUAAUAUAACGGUACAAUUGGGGCUAUACGGUUCUUGCGUGGGCUCGAAUUUCACUAAUCCUCUUCAUCCCGAAAGUUUAUUGGAAUGUGCAAAGGGUGGUAUGAUUAAUGGGAUUGGAACUUCCGGUACUAAAUUUUUGGCGGCUAUGCAUCCUAUCGGCGAUAUUCUCAUUUUUAAGGAUGGAGAUAGUGCGGCAAGUUUAAUUGGCCAAGUGACUGACAUAACUAAUAGUAAUCAAAAAUUUGGAGCGGGAUUCGGUCUUGCAAUCGGAGCUUUGCCUAAAUUCAUAGUAAUUUAG